Exophiala mesophila is the source of this 983-nucleotide messenger RNA. Its product is annotated as transcription initiation factor IIA subunit 2. The record is from RefSeq and is a predicted model, not a curated record. NCBI's taxonomy places the organism in Eukaryota, Fungi, Ascomycota, Eurotiomycetes, Chaetothyriales, Herpotrichiellaceae. Bases 184 to 522 code for a protein of 112 amino acids. The transcript is spliced from 3 exons. Gene Ontology annotation, molecular function: RNA polymerase II general transcription initiation factor activity; TBP-class protein binding. Gene Ontology annotation, biological process: RNA polymerase II preinitiation complex assembly; transcription initiation at RNA polymerase II promoter. Gene Ontology annotation, cellular component: transcription factor TFIIA complex.
CUCACUCACUCACUUAAUAAUAUCACCCAGUUCCAAUUCCAGUUCAUUUAUCGUCCUCCUCUUCACAAUCCUCCAAGAACCUUUUCGCACUUCAGUCCGUGUCUUUAGUUGUUGCGGGGUCUUUGCGACAAGCUAAGAUCAGCUCUACGAAACGCUGUGUGCAGACGCCGACAAAGCCGCAACAUGACUGCGCCGGGACAGUACUAUGAGUUGUAUCGAGGCAGCAGCAUCGGUGAAUCCCUCAUUGAUACAAUCGAUGACUUAAUCAACGAGGGCCGCAUCGAGCCGCAACUCGCCAUGAAGAUCCUAUCCAACUUUGACAAAGCCAUUGCCGACACCCUUGCGGAAAAGGUCAAGUCGAGACUUACAUUCAAGGGACAUCUCGAAACAUAUCGCUUCUGCGACGAUGUGUGGACCUUCCUUGUCAAGGACGUGCGAUUCAAGAGCGAUGGCGGUCAAGAAUUUACAGCAGACAAGGUGAAGAUCGUGAGCUGUAAUUCCAAGAAGCCUGGAGAGGUUUAGGCAUGUGGCUGGAGGAAUAUGAAAUGACAAUUCUGGCUCCCAUGGACAUCCAGGGCAACGAUGCUGCAGGGCACGGGUUUCUGUUUUGAUUGCAUAGCGGGCGGCGUCUACGGGUCUCUGGCGAUGAUGAACGGAAGGGCAUUUGGUUCAUCAUCAGUGGCAGUUUGGUCAUGUUUCUACACAAAUAAAUACGACACCCUAGAACUCGGGGAAUUCUAUCCCUGUAGGUGGGAACAGACUGGAUACUCUAAAAGUGUAUGAUAGGGCAUUCAUGCAACUGGGAUGUUGCUGAGCUUACAAGGCAACGUGCUGAGUGUUCAACUUGACGAGUGUGAUCUUUGUUCUCUCUGUGCUGAGCCAAAGCCGCAUGAUGUGCGUGACUGCUUGAUCGCGUGUCUGUAUCUCAGGCAGCAACUCGUCCCUCGUCCCUCAUCCCUGGUCCCUCCUUCCUUCAACUCGUU